AUGGGCACUGACGGCUCUGGGAAGUUGUGGUGGCGGCUGCUGCCCCUGCUGUUGCUGCUGCUGCUGCUGCUGAGCCCCACGAGGUCCGGAGCCCAAGAGCAGCUGGACGGAGACAGGGAGGGCUUGGGGCUCUCCCUGCCGUUGGAGUUCCAGGAUAGCUCCAUAACCAUCAUAUACCGGAGCUCCGAGAGUUCCUGGAAGGUGCCCAACACCUACCUGGUGGUGUUCAAAGAAUCCCAGAGGCAGGAGAUGGAGAGGAUUGUUAACUACCUGGAGGCCCAGGCUAACAGUGAAGGCUUCAUGUUUGAAGUGCUGCAUGUCUUCAAAGACCUCUUCCCUGGUAUCCUGAUGAAGUCUGACAAUGUGGGUGCACUGGACAUGGAGAAUUUCAUCGAGGAGGAUUCCUUGGCCUUUGCACAGAGUCUCCUCUGGAGCCCGCAUCUGAUUUCUCCUCUGUGGAACCAGUCUUUGAAUGGUGUAUGGCAAAUGCGACACGAGGAAAUCAAGGACAGGAUCAUCAUCUCUAACAUUGGGAAGGUGCCUGAGGAGGAGUGGAUGAACAACAGUGCACACAGGACCCAGGAGGCCAAUUGUGAAAGCCAUGGCACCCACCUGGCAGCAGUGGUCAGUGGGAAGAAUGUCGGCAUAGCCAAGAACAUCAACAUACAUAGUGUGCGUGUGCUCAACUGCCAAGGGAAGGGCACGGUCAGCGGGAUCCUCAUGGGCUUGGAGUUUAUUUGGAAAAAGCUGGUCUCCAAGCCCCCCAAGAGGUUGGUAGUGCUGCUGCCCCUGGUGAGUGGCUACAGUAGGAGCAUCAACAGUGCCUGCAAGCGCCUGGCAAGGGCUGGGGCAGUGCUGGUGGCCGCGGCGGGCAACUUUCAGAGCAAUGCCUGUGCCUACUCCCCGGCAUCGUCUCCUGAGGUCAUCACAGUAGGAGCUGUUGAUUCCCAGAACCAGCCUUUCACCCAGGGACCCCUUGGGACCAACUAUGGCUCCUGUGUAGACAUCUUUGCUCCUGGGAAACUCAUUGUCAGUGCUGCCAAAGACUGUGACAUUUGCUAUGUAAUGAAGAGUGGGACUGCACAGGCGGCUGCCCACGUGGCUGGCAUUGCAGCCCUGAUGCUCACUGCUCAACCAAAUCUCACUGUGGCUGAGCUCAGGCAGAAGCUGAUCCACUACUCUAUCAGCAACGUUAUCAACACCACCUGGUUCCCAGAGGAAGAGCGAGACAUGACCCCCAACCUAGUGGCCGCUCUGCCCUCCACCACCCAGGAAACAGGUGAACAGCUGUUCUGCAGGACUGUGUGGUCGGCACCCUGGAACCUCAGGCUGACAAAUGCUGCUGAAGCUCACUGUGACCCAGAGGAGGAGCUGCUGGGCUGCUCCAGUUUCUGCCAGAGUGGGAAUCGGGAGGGCGAGCGCGUGGAGACAAAAGGGAACAGACGCAUUUGCCUGGCAUUUGGAUACGGCCAUGUUUCUGCGGUGGCCCGAUGCUGCCUGCUCCCCAAAGCCAACUGCAGUGUCCAUACAGCCCCUCCAGCCUUGAUGCGAAUGAAGACCUAUAGCCACUGCCCGCAUCCUGACCAUGUCCUCACAGGCUGCAGCUCCCAUUGGGGAAUGGAGAACCUUGGUGUCUACCUGCAUACUACACAGAAGCACCGUCUUGAUCAGCUCAGUUGGUGCUCAGGGCACAAGGAGGCCAGUGUCCAUGCUUCCUGCUGCCAUGCUCCGGGCCUGCAGUGCAAAAUAAAGAAGUACAGGGCAUUGCGCCCCUUGGAAAAGGUCACCGUGACCUGUGAUGCAGGCUGGACCCUGACCAGCUGCAGUGCCCAUCCCGAGACCUCUGUUACCCUGGGAGCUUUCCCAAAGGACAACACAUGUGUGGUGAGGCACCAGCGCACUGACAAUACAGCAACAACCAGUAAUGAAUUUGUAAUAGUCAUUGCCAUCUGUUGCCGGAUCCAGCCCUCAGCCCUGAACCUGGUGAUGGUGACAAUCUUCGUGAUGAUGGUAGUAUUGGUUUUCAGUGCUAGUGUUGGUGUUUAUCGUUGUAGAGGUGAUGGUGGUUUUGAUGGUGAUGGUAAUGGUAAUGGUAGUCUUGGUGAUUAUGGAGGUGACGGUGAUUGUGGUGAUGGUAAUAGCGGUGGUGAUGAUGGUGAUGAUGGUAAUGAGAUGGUGAUAAACAUUGUGAUGGAGGAUAUAGUCAUGAUGAUAGCGAUGAUGAUGGUAAUGUUUAUGUUGGUGAUGGUGGUGAUGUUGAAGAUGAUGAUGCCACUGGAGCUGCACACGCAGAGACUGCUGGAUCCUGAGAAUUUGGGAACUGGCUGUGAACACCACUGCUCCAUCCACUUCUCUGUUUCUGCACAGCCUCUGCUCCACAAAGCUCAUGACAUUGACCUGCUUUCCAUUCAUUCACUGCCUAUGAAUGAAGGGCCUUCAGCAUGUCAGGCUGCCUUUGUGCCUGCUGACUCUGACUUCCAAGGUUCCCUGUUCCUGAAGGAAUUAGGCCUGCUGGAGAGCAUACUGGCUGACUUGAAUAGGCUAUGGGAGGAAGCUGCCUAUGACCAGAGCCUGCCCAACUUCAGCCACAUCCAGAUGAGGGUCAUGGGCUACAGUGAGGAACCCACCCGCUGCUGA
Molecule: messenger RNA, 2637 nt
Organism: Perognathus longimembris pacificus (Pacific pocket mouse)
Lineage: Eukaryota; Metazoa; Chordata; Mammalia; Rodentia; Heteromyidae
Product: proprotein convertase subtilisin/kexin type 9-like
Exons: 16
Coding region: 1-2637 (878 amino acids)
Biological process (GO): chloride transport; proteolysis
Molecular function (GO): serine-type endopeptidase activity
Source: RefSeq, a predicted model, not a curated record